AUGCAGCUCCUGGGCGGCCAGCAGACGCCCAGCCGCAAACAAGUCCCGGUAGAAGGCGACGGCAUGCUCCCGCACUUCGCCCGGGUCCGUGAGCAGCCGGGCCUCCGGGGUCUUGAGGUGGUCCAGCGUCUUCGCCACGGCCCACCGCCUCUCCAGGCCGAAGAAGAAGCCGGUAUCCUUGAAUUCAUGAGUGUGGCAGUGGGACUGGUCAGUAUUAGAGGUGUGGACAGUGGCCUUUACCUUGGAAUGAAUGAAAAGGGAGAACUCUAUGGAUCUGAGAAACUAAGUUCUGAAUGCAUCUUCAGGGAACAGUUUGAAGAAAAUUGGUAUAAUACUUACUCCUCCAAUGUGUACAAGCAUGGAGACUCAGGUCGGCGAUACUUUGUAGCACUUAAUAAAGAUGGUACUCCCAGAGAUGGGGCGCGAUCCAAAAGACACCAGAAAUUCACACACUUUCUACCGAGGCCAGUGGAUCCAGAGAGAGUUCCAGAGCUCUAUAAAGAUGUAUUAGGAUACAGUUGAAAUGGGAUAUGUGUUCAAAAGGAAACAAAACCAAAACCUGUUCGUCUUACCACAGCUUCCAUGGUAACACAAUCAGGAAGAACAUUCAAGGCUCUAGGAGACUGGAUUUGAAGAAGCUGUCUUAGUGGUAGCCAAGACUCCAUUUUUUAAUAAUUGGAUGUAGGAGACAAAACCUUAAUGUUUAGGAUGGAACAACCUCUUUUAAGUUUGCUGACACUUGUGCUGGCCAGUAGGCAGUGGGAAGUUUGAAUCCCAUUUAUUUUAAAAUACCAAACUAGUGCCUAGCUUCCCUGGAGUACUUAUUAUCCAUAAACUAAAGCAAAAUUGACUACUUAAUUUGUGUGGAGUUGGACAAUAGACAAGAAGUUGGAAGAAACCGCAAGGAAUAAACUGUAAAAUAGUGAUAAAUCCUGAGAACUGUACAUGAAGGUGAAGUGCUCUACUGCUAGUGAUGGAACUUGGAAGUCAGUGCAUCUCAGUCAGAGCUGGAACUUUUCUUCAGGAUGGACCUAUUU
Messenger RNA from Alligator sinensis (Chinese alligator), 1037 nucleotides. It is a transcript of the gene FGF20, whose product is annotated as fibroblast growth factor 20. Gene Ontology annotation, molecular function: growth factor activity; fibroblast growth factor receptor binding. Lineage: Eukaryota; Metazoa; Chordata; Crocodylia; Alligatoridae. Gene Ontology annotation, biological process: regulation of cell migration; animal organ morphogenesis; fibroblast growth factor receptor signaling pathway. Gene Ontology annotation, cellular component: cytoplasm. The coding region runs from base 1 to 522 and encodes 173 amino acids. The record is from RefSeq and is a predicted model, not a curated record. The transcript is spliced from 3 exons.